This is a messenger RNA of Daldinia loculata, 2284 nucleotides long. Its product is annotated as TAFII55 protein conserved region-domain-containing protein. The transcript has a single exon. Lineage: Eukaryota; Fungi; Ascomycota; Sordariomycetes; Xylariales; Hypoxylaceae. Bases 588 to 2174 code for a protein of 528 amino acids. Gene Ontology annotation, molecular function: RNA polymerase II general transcription initiation factor activity. Gene Ontology annotation, cellular component: transcription factor TFIID complex. The record is from RefSeq and is a predicted model, not a curated record. Gene Ontology annotation, biological process: transcription initiation at RNA polymerase II promoter; RNA polymerase II preinitiation complex assembly.
AUAUCGAGUAACUUUUUUACUAGCCGUAUUCAAACGAUCCUGACUGAUUCUCCAUCUGAUCAGCAAGUCCUAGCAGUAGUUGCCGACCCGUUGCGCCAUAUCAGCCAACAUCCGUACUACCUAUCUAAAAGUUGCACAUUCUUUAGAAUUGAAGCUAGAAGCUAGGAGAGAAUUGCUUAUUACUUAAAGGUUUGAGGGAGAGCAACCUGCCAGCCUGCCCGCCCUGCAAGAGCAAAGCUAAAGAGGUUCCACUUUGACCCACACGUACCAAAAGCCAGGCACCUGAGGCGGGCGCUAACUUUACCUUCGUUUGUUUCCAGUACCGUGUACGAAGUACGUAUAAGGUAGGUACGCGGUACCUAUCUUUUCAGGUCGUACUUCCAACUCACGGCCCCACCAUCUGUAUGUGCGCGGCGCAAGUCCCGAUUCAAUGUCACCUCUUCAUUACAUAUACCUUAUGUAACAAAAGCAUCUACCGGCUACCUUCUAGAUGCUGGUUUGGUCCAUAGCAUAGAGGGUUAAAUCUUAUCAUCCGAGAGUCUAACGACAUAGUUAUUCCUUUCGCCUAUCCAAGUACACUUUUCAUCAUGUCGUCUAUCAACGUAAAGCCGACCCUCAAGCUCGACACGUCGCAGCAGAUGCCGCCUCCGUCGAACCCUGAAAACCCAAGACCUAUCCUAAAGCUCAAUACAGCAUCGCGACAACCUUCAUUCAGCGGCGAUGUUGGCACCCCUACGCCAUCUGGAGAGAGUCGGAAAAUAAAGAUCAAGAUCAGUAGUCAACCGACCACACCAGCCGCUACACCCAUCGCCCAGACACCGACCUUAACCAAGUCCAAAGCCGGUAGAACGUCCAAGCCAACUCAGAAGCUUGUUGAGUCGAAGAAGCGCCCGUAUGAUAGCGAUGAAGAUCGGCCAUUGUCUGUCACUCGACAUGAAUCGAACCGGCCUAGCAAAACAAUUAAGAUUAGACCGACCAUAUCGAAGCCAGACCGCGCAUCAAAUGUGGUGUCAACGCCUAUUAGCACCAUCAAGUUCAAGCCUAGAGGCGAACCUGUUCAACAUCAUCCUGGAGAUGCUUACGACUCCGAAGCAAGCGACCGCGAGGUUGAUCCUGUCCGGGAAACUACAUUUAUUCUUCGCGUCAUGCCAGGAGCCGCGACAGAGUACUUGAAAAAGGCGUUGGCUGAAGGCACUAUCGGUUUGCCCAAGCAUAACGGAGGCGCGGAUUUUGGUGUUCAAUUUCUCGAUGCUAAGCAGCGACGAGCUAUGGUCACCAUCGACGGAACCCACUAUGCGGCAGUUCUUGUCCAGCUACCAACCAUUACGGAGGCGAUGAAGUCUUGGGAUCGCAAAAACAUGAUGAAGAACUCUGAUAUUGUCGAGAUGCUUCUAUGUUUUGCAACCGUUAAGAGCGAGACUGAAGCCAAGACGAUCCCGCUUCCACCUAUGGCUGCUAAGAACGACUAUAAGUGGCCUCACGGUCUUACUCCUCCCAUGCACGAUGCUGUCCAUCGACGAUUUAGAAAGACUGUAUCAGAGAAGCAGUGGCAGAGUACUGCUACUCAAGUAGCCAAACUGCUCGAGGAUGACGCAAACGCCUUAGAAUCCUACACCGAACUCAUCUACAAUGAGGACGACGACUCCGGAGAUUCCGACGACUCCGGAGAAGAUGCUGAAGGUGAAACUGAGCAGGACUAUUUUGGAGACCAUGCUGGUGUGCAGGACGAUAUGGAAGAGGAUGCUGAAGACGAUGAGAUGUUGGCAGCCAUGGAAGCUGAGCUCGCAGAGAGCGGAAUGCAUCAUGAAGAGCCUGCAGCGACCACGCCAGCCAUGCAGCCAGAGGCACAAACUCCUAUGACAAUCGAAGGGAAUACUCCCGCGGCCAUGCAGGAGAUCAUAUCAGAAGAAGAUGAAGAUGACGACGACGACGAUGAAGAUAUGGAGGAUGGUGAAGACGACGAUGUCGACGAGGAGCAGUUGGUGGCGGAGCGAGAACGCAAGGAAAAGCUCGACGAGAUCGAGCAUCUAAAGAAGUCACUCGACGAGACCCUACGCCAACUUUCUGAAGUCACCGCACCAAUCUUGAAGAAGCGUGUCCUUCUCACAAAGGCCAACCUCGAAAAGGAGAUUGCCGUCAAGAAAGCUGCGCUGGGCUUAACGGACGAAGAUUAAAGGCUAGAACGCAUAAUAACGCAUAAUAUAGAAUGCGUGUGCUGGAAAAUAGGGGAAGAUGGGAUCCCAAUUUCGCUUGGUCCUUUCUCAGGCGUUGACGUCUACUUGAC